AAAAAAUGACGCAAUUGAUUUUGUAACUCCGGCAUCCAAUGAGGAUUUUACUAUUUUGAUAAAACGAUAGUAAAUAUUGGAGGAAUCAAGGUCUUUGGAUAUUUUUGCAAUUUUUGUUGAAGCACCGGUAGAAAAAAAAAGGAAUUUUAUAUUUUAUGAUAGAACUUGAAGAUAAAAACGCGAGUCGCUGUUACUGCGAGAAUAAAAAUGCCUCAGAGUGUAUUAAUCUGAACAGAACUUCUUUCAAUUUCAACUGAACUACAACUGAACUACAACCGUUUCUAAAAUGGAGAACAUCGCGUAUUUUUUUAUUCUCGGUAUUUUCUGUAUCAUCAAUACGCCGGUUUCUGGCCAAAUACUUGGAGAUGAUAGAUCAAUUUGCUUGGAGAAAGGUGUGGAUCCUUCAGAAACAUACGAGUGCAUUUUGAGAAGUCCUGAAAUUCUGACUGAAGAUGGGACCGUUGAUUUGCUUUUAUUGAGGCGAAUAUACGAAGAAGGAGAAACAAAUGAGAACAUAUCUAGGUUCAUCGACCACAUUCAGGUUCGCGUGGAAAAUAAAAAAUUCAGUUCUGUGCGGGAGCUAGUUCAAGCACUAGUCGUGGCCUGGACGGAGUACCCGAGAUUACCAUUGCUUUCAUUGUAAUAAGAUGGCCCAUGGUUUCCCUUGGUCACCAAAAGAAUUUCUACAUGGCACCCCAAAAUUAUAAAGAAUACUCCAAUAGGGUAUAUGUCGCAAAUAUAAAACUCAGAAAAUAAUAAUAAAUUUUUGUUGGAUAUCCCCAAAUAAUUGUCUUUUUACGAAACAAAAUAUUGAAAAUUCCUAAACCACUGCGGAAGUUUGAAUGUACGCGGGAAAAAUAAUGUCUUGAGACACAAAAGUAAUAAAUUUAUUAUCA
Molecule: messenger RNA, 896 nt
Organism: Fopius arisanus
Lineage: Eukaryota; Metazoa; Arthropoda; Insecta; Hymenoptera; Braconidae
Source: RefSeq, a predicted model, not a curated record